CCCUCCUACUCCCUGCCACUGAUCCGACGGAGAGCGGAGAGGAAGGACGUGAGAGAGGGGGAGAGAGAGAGAGAGAGAGAGAGUAGCUGCACGUAAACGGACCGCUUUGCAGCGCUAGGAGUUCACACGGUCGUUCCUCUCGGACCUGCAGCUCGUGUUUUUUUACACGCAGCAACAGAAACGACCCACGGUCUUCAAGUUUAAUGUUUUUAUUCAUGUUUUUUUAAUUCAGUGUGUUUUGAUCACUGCGCGUCUUAUUGGUCGCGUUUGGUUUGUUUGCGGAGGAAUGACCACAGAAGGGGUUGAGCUCUGACUUGGAAACUGCCUUAUCACUUUUCACCGGACCUCUGCUCUUGGACUGAGAGAUAAGCCUGUUUUCUGGGGGGUAAAGUUGGGUUUAUUUUAUUUCUUGUACCUCAUCAGGACAGUUUCCUCUGCACGUUUGAAUUGUGAGACUUUGAUUCACAGAAUGGAUUUUUCUAUCUUAAAAUUGUAUUGGGACUAAAAAAAAAAGAGGAGAAAAUACGGUGGCAGUGACUUUGGUACACAGAGACAGUUUUUUUCUUUUUUUUUGCAACAUCCACUUCGUUCAUUCCAGCGAUACGGGGCGCUUUCCAACCCUCAACCCCGGCUUCUGCUCCCGGGACGGGGGGCAGAGAGAGAGUGAGGGAUUUUGACUCCCAGACCCAGUCCGCCCAGAAAGAGGAUCUUUCUCCAGGAAAGAUGGAUUUAUCGCUGUGGCUCUGUGGAUGUUUACUGGCUCUGGUGUUGCCCUGUGCUGUGGACGCUCAAGAAGGAAACUCUGAGCCCUGCGGCGGCGUGCUGGACGCUAGCGACGCGGGCUACAUCACGACGCCAGGCUACCCCCUGGAGUACCCCCCCCACCAGAGCUGCCGGUGGGUCAUCACCGCCCCCGAGCCUUCACAGCGCAUCGUCCUCAACUUCAACCCCCACUUUGAGAUCGAGAAGCUGGACUGCAGGUACGACUACAUCGAGAUCCACGACGGGAACACGGAGACAGCUGACCUGCUGGGGAAGCACUGCAGCAACAUCGCCCCUGCACCAAUCAUAUCGUCCGGACCCUCCCUCCACAUCAAGUUUGUGUCGGACUACGCCCACCAAGGGGCAGGGUUCUCACUGCGCUACGAGAUCUACAAAACAGGUUCCGACUGCUCCCAGAACUUCACCAGUCCCACGGGCCUCAUCGAGUCCCCAGGGUUUCCUGACAAGUAUCCCCACAACCUUGAGUGCCACUUCAUCAUCAUCGUGCCCCCCGGCAUGGACGUCACACUCAGCUUCUUGACCUUUGACCUCGAGAAUGACCCUCUGCCCGGUGGAGAGGGCGAGUGCAAAUACGAUUGGCUGGAGGUGUGGGACGGGCUCCCUGGAGUGGGCCCUCUGAUUGGCCGGUACUGUGGUACACGGGUCCCGCCAGAGAUCCAGUCAUCCACAGGCGCCCUGUCACUGUCCUUCCACACCGACAUGGCCGUGGCUAAGGACGGCUUCUCUGCCCGCUACAACAUGACGCAUAAGGAAGUCAGCGACACAUUCCACUGCUCAAACCCCUUCGGUAUGGAGUCGGGGAGGAUCACCGAUGACCAGAUCACGGCGUCGUCCAGUUUCUAUGACGACCGCUGGCUCCCCCGUCAGGCACGUCUCAACAACGAGGACAACGGCUGGACGCCCGUCGAGGACAACAACAAGGAGUACAUCCAGGUGGACCUGCUGGUGCUGAAGGUGUUGACUGGCAUCGCCACGCAGGGAGCCGUUUCCAAGGAGACGCAGAAGACCUACUACGUCACCACCUUCAAGCUGGAGGUCAGCACCAACGGAGAGGACUGGAUGGUGUACAGACACGGCAAGAACCACAAGGUGUUCCAUGCCAACUCGGACCCGACGGAGGUGGUUCUGAACCGGAUCCCUCAGCCGGUGCUGGCUCGCUACGUCCGCAUCAGACCGCAGGCCUGGAAGAACGGCAUCGCCCUCCGCUUUGAGGUCUACGGCUGCCAGAUCACUGAUGCUCCGUGCUCAGAGCUCCAGGGCAUGCUGUCCGGGCUGCUGCCCGAGUCCCAGAUCUCUGCCUCUUCCAUGAGGGACCUCCACGGCUCCACGGGGGCAGCCCGGCUGGUGUCCAGCCGAUCGGGCUGGUUCCCCAGCCCCACGCACCCGGUAGCUGGGGAAGAGUGGCUGCAGGUGGACCUCGGGGUGCCGAAGACGGUGCGCGGGAUGAUUACCCAGGGUGCUCGGGGGCUGGAAGGCAGCACCAGCGCCGAGAACCGGGCAUUUGUCAGGAAGUACAAAGUAGCACACAGCUUGACGGGCAAAGAGUGGACAUACAUCACCGACAGCAAGACGGGCUACGCCAAGAUCUUUGAGGGGAACGGCCACUACGACACCCCGGAGGUGCGAAGGUUUGAGGAGCUGGCGGCCCAGUUCAUCAGGAUCUACCCAGAGAGGUGGUCCCCCGCUGGGAUCGGCAUGAGGAUGGAGGUCCUGGGCUGUGAACUACCAGAAACCACGACCAUACCUGACCCAACCACACCCACCCCACCAAGACCAGAAGAGACCACCGCUCCAAUGAGAUCCGUCACCACUCCCUCUCUGUCGAGUGUGUGUGACUUCGAGCAGAACCUGUGUGGCUGGUUACCUGACCCGAGGUCAGGGGUCACCUGGUCCCUGCGCACGGCCAGCGGAGCGCACGGCCAUGGUGGGCACGGCAACGUGGAGGCGGAGCUAGACAACUUCUCCGGUAACUACCUCCACGUGGACGCGGGGGCCCACACGCUGCGGCAGCGUGCCCGCCUGCUGAGCCCCGAGGUGGGGCCAGAGCUGGGCCCGCUCUGCCUGCUCUUCUACUACCAGCUCCAGGGGGAGGCCAUGGGGAGCCUGCGGGUGCUGCUGAGGGACAACGACGACGAGGAGACCCCCAUCUGGCAGCUGAAGGGGGAGCAGGGCCCCCACUGGAGGGAGGGACGCACCAUCCUGCCCCAGAGCCCCAGGGAGUACCAGGUGGUGUUUGAGGGCUUCUUCGAGCAUGGCACCAGAGGGCACAUCAGGAUAGAUAACGUCCAGAUGAGCAGCAGCAUGGACCAGGAGCAGUGCACACAGCCCUUCCCAGCCUUCCCUCCAGACAUGACUGAUCCAAGACCUAUUGACUUUGGAAAAGACACUGUUUUCAACCAGAAACCCCGCUUCAACGGAGGCUACGUCUUUCCGGGAUGGCCGCCCUCCUCUUCCACCCCGUCGUCGGCGGACCCGCCCUCGGUGACCCUGGUGUCGGAGAAGGACAAGGACAACGCCUGGCUGUACUCCCUGGACCCCAUCCUGCUCACCAUCAUCGUGAUGAGCUCCCUGGGCGUGGUGCUGGGCGCCGUGUGCGCCGGCAUGCUGCUCUACUGCACCUGCUCCUACAGCGGCCUGUCCUCCCGCUCCUCCACCACCCUGGAGAACUACAACUUUGAGCUGUACGACGGCAUCAAGCACAAGGUGAAGAUCAACCAGCAGAGGUGUUGCUCUGAGGCGUGAGCGGGCGGGCGGACAGAGCAGCCCCCCCCACCCCCACCCCACGGGGGUCUCAUGGUGAGGGCUGAGGGUGGAGGAGUGGAUGGUUGGACAAAGGACUGAUGAAGGGGGAGGAGGGCGUGGAUGAGGGAAACGUCCGACAUGUGUUUGCUACGUCUGCUCCUGUGAUUGUAAAGGAUGGGAGUCCUUUUUUGUGUACGCCUCAUGAUGGAACCGAAGCAGCACUACUUAGAUGAGUCUCAACGGCCACCUCAACCAACCCGCCCAAUUGCUGGCCCCUCACCCCGCAAGGCCCCGCUGGUUUUGAUGUCCGAAGGGGGAGAACUUUUGAAUGCCAACCUCCUCCUUCUCCUUUGCUGUUGAUGUCUGAUGGGGGGGAAAGACUUUGAGCUCUGUUAAACCCUGACCUUCUCAUGUGCCAAGUGUAUGGAGUCCCACCCCCUCCCCCUCCCCCCUUGCGCCUGCCCACCCUCACCUGCUUUUAGGCCUCAAUCGGGGUGGGGGAGAGUGACUGGAUGGAUUACCCCCUCUUGCCAACUCCCCAGCUCCUCCUCUGCCUGCAGGAGAGAGUCUGCUUGAUGAUUAAAGAAUAAAAAAGCCUGUGAAUGAAUGAAGGAAUGAAUAACAUGAAUGACAACUUGAACGACCAGCAUUGAAAUGCAAACCCACCGGCCAGCAGAAGUCGGUAAAAUUGUGACAAUCUGGGUGCUUGGACCUUGGGCUAACAUGCCAAUAGAGUUCUCCAGUAGAGUUCUCCAGUAGAGGUCUCCAGUUUAGUUCUCCAAUAGAGCUCUCUGAUAGAGGACUCUGACAUGGACUUUCUUGGAAAGAACUAAUGCUAGUAGUCCUCAUCCACUUGAAUUUCAACGUUUGCCAAUGAUGACGAGAAGAAAGAUUCAAAGGUCCACCUCAGACUGCAACGGAAGCCUUUGGUACUUCUCCCAAUGGACCUUUUAGUGUGGGUUCAUUCCAUUCAACUCCAUAUCAAACGAAUGCCUAUCCCCCUCGCUUAAACAUGUCAUGAUAAUGACAGUAACCACAACAUUUAUAACAACACAACUCAAACGAAUCCAGAUUUCUGAGAGUGAAAACCUGAUGAAAUGAUGAAACAUCGAUGUCUGUUUGUUUGUUGAAGGCAGUUAAUAAAUAUGAGUUCUAUCAGUUUGAAAAGCCGGGAGUACAUUAGCAUGUCGGUUAGCUUACUAGCGGUGCUCGCUCGCUACUUGUUCGGUCUGCGCUUCGUGAAAAACCAGUGGCAUAGAAGAGUGAUGGUGAUUGUUUGGUUGUUUUCUGUUUUGUUUUAGCAUUGUGUCUCUUUAAAAAAAUGAAAAUUUAAAAGACAAACCAGCUUCAGUUUUUGUAACCGCCCUGUAGGAUAUUUUUCGCCAUUUUUAGACAUACCUUUAUUUUUUAGUUGAGCACGAUCCAUUGUCACGUCAUUGCUCAUGGACGUCACUGUUUCUUGAUUUAUCUUCUUUUGUUUAACACAUUUUCUGUUAGAAACAAUCAGUUUAAAGAUAAAGUAGACGAGUAAAGGAAAUGAAAGACAGAAAUCUAUCGAAAUCUAACAUGCUGUUAUGAAGUCCUGCUUUAGAUCCAGUAUUCUAGAGUUUGUGUUUGAUAUAUAUAUAUAUAUACAUAUAUCUAUUUUUAUUUCUUGAUUUUUGACUGUAUGAGCGGCCGACAUUAUACAACACAUUGGUCAGAUACUGUGUGAACAAACUGCCAGUGAUUGUUUUAUCGCAACCUAUGGAUUGCCAAUGAGCUGAAACAGUGUUCAAGUUUCCUUUAGUGGUGGUGUUGGUGGAGUGACACCCACCCGACAACUCCCACCCCUUUCCACCCCCUGGUCCCUGAACAGGGGGCCGAUGGAGUUGGAGCAGGCCCCAGAAGCGGAGGUGUUUCUUUGGACGCACACACACAAGCGAGCCUUAAGCUGACCUACAGUACAACGCUGUAUCGGAUGAGAGCCAUGGUGAACAGCCAGUGCCGCUGGAGGAAGGCUACUAGGGCCUCCACUGACGGAGCAACACACAGACAGAAACACGGACACACACUGACACACAGACACACACUGAUGCAGCGGGAGUCACACAGACAGGCACGCAGACAGACGGGGCAGACUGAGAGAAGUUUGGAUCGGAAAGAGAGAGACGUAAAGGGAGAGUGAGACACGAACGGGUUGCGAGACACUCACAGAACAUAAACAGACCAGUAGGGCGAAAGGAAAAGCCAGUAUGCCCAUCAGUUAGAGAGAAAGAGACAGGAAAACAAACAGGUUAAAGCUAAGUAAACCCCGACCUGGGCUUAAUGAUUCACAUCCAGACAUGUUUUGUAAACUAUAAGGGAGAGUAGAUCUCCUUGUGUUGAUCUUUAAAACGAGAGGAGAUAAUGAAAGAUGAUGAUUAGCAUUAGAGUGAGAAAGAGGGGGGAUUGAAGACUGUACACAAUACAUUCAUAAUUCCCAUUCUCUCUGACUCUCUACCUCACUCUCACUCUCUCUCUCUCUCUCUCACUCUCUCCAUUCAAGGGCAUGUAACUCUAUAGGCGGCAGUUCUACUUUGGCCAAGUUAAAGGAUGGAAGGAUGGGAUUAUGAAGGGGCGUUGAAGGAUGGAGAGAGGGAUGGAGAGAGUGAGGGAGAGAUGGAGAACAUUGGGUUCAUCGUGCUAAGCUUUCAUUUGACUGUGGCAGACUGUUCUAUCCAAGUGCCUUGGAGCCACUUUCUCCUCUCCCCCACUCAACUUCUGAACUUUAUCUCUCUCUCCUCUCUCUCUCUUUCGCUCUCUCACAGUCUCUCUCCCUCUCUCCCGCUCUCUCUCAGUAUCUCUCUGCCUCUCUCUGCUCCUUCCCUUUUCCUCUAUUUCAUGAUCCACCAUUCCAUACAUUAACCUACGUUACACGCACACACAAACUCUCUCUCGCUCUCACUCUCUCGCUCUCUCUCUCUCGCUCACUCUCUCUAUCUCUCUUUCGCUCCGUCCCUCUCUCUCCUGCCUGGUGUGGCUGAUUCUCGCUUUCGUUUUUUGAUACCCAGAUAGUUUUAUCAGUUCUGUUCUGAUGGACGCACACACACAUUCAUGUACACCAUUCAUACCCACACACACACACACACACACACACACACACACACACACACACACACACACACACACACACACACACACACACACACACACACACACAAACACACAGAUGGGCGCUCCCAUACACCCCCAGCACUGGCUACAUCACUCAAACAGUUGUUUGUAGACUUUGUACAGAAAUAUUUCCUUUUUUAAUGUUAUUAUUAUUUAAUAAAGCUUAAAUGAAAUAAA
Messenger RNA from Gadus morhua (Atlantic cod), 6837 nucleotides. RefSeq names its product neuropilin 2b (gene nrp2b). The transcript is spliced from 18 exons. Gene Ontology annotation, biological process: angiogenesis; axon guidance; vascular endothelial growth factor signaling pathway. Gene Ontology annotation, cellular component: postsynaptic membrane; glutamatergic synapse; axon. Gene Ontology annotation, molecular function: semaphorin receptor activity; vascular endothelial growth factor receptor activity. The record is from RefSeq and is a predicted model, not a curated record. NCBI's taxonomy places the organism in Eukaryota, Metazoa, Chordata, Actinopteri, Gadiformes, Gadidae. The coding region runs from base 724 to 3525 and encodes 933 amino acids.